Molecule: messenger RNA, 444 nt
Organism: Paramecium octaurelia
Lineage: Eukaryota; Ciliophora; Oligohymenophorea; Peniculida; Parameciidae
Source: the annotation of a GenBank genome assembly
AUGGAUACCGAAACUAAAUUAACUCUUUUAGGAACAGUUUUCGCUGGAUUAUUCAGUGGGGCAUCAAUCUACAUCAACGUUGUUGAACAUCCUGCAAGAUUGAGUUGUGGAGCUGAUAUUGCACAUACUUAAUGGAUGCCAUCUUACAAGAGGGCUGCAAAAUGGUAAGCUUCUUUAGCCUUUCUUGGAGGAUUAGUAGGAGUUGUUAACUACUUUAAAAACAAAAAUAAACUUAGUUUAAAAGCUGGAUUGUUGCUAGCCUCAGUCAUACCAUUCACAUUAAUCGCCAUAAUGCCGACAAAUAAGAUAUUAUUAGGAUAAUAACAAUUAGAGUAAGAAACUAAACUAAAUUUACUAACAAAAUGGGGCUAAUUACACGCAGUUAGAACAGUGGCAAGUUUAAUUUCUUUUGGAUUAUUUUUAUUUGCUUUGGCCAAAAAAUGA